This is a messenger RNA of Drosophila mojavensis, 1014 nucleotides long. RefSeq names its product histone H1.11R. The record is from RefSeq and is a predicted model, not a curated record. The transcript is spliced from 3 exons. The coding region runs from base 141 to 599 and encodes 152 amino acids. Lineage: Eukaryota; Metazoa; Arthropoda; Insecta; Diptera; Drosophilidae.
AUUUCUUCAGGUCCGACAGAAAAGGUCUCGGAAAAAAAAUUCCAGCUUUUUGAAUUUUUUUUAUUAUUUUUUUUUAUUGAAAUAUAUAUAUUUUUUCAAUUGUUGAAAUUGAGCACAAAAACGAAUUUUUUCUUCCAAAAAUGGGUACCGGACGGUCAAAGCCUGCAGCUGCAAAAGCGCCCGAUCGUGCAUUUCAAAUAUUCUUGGAAAUAUUCAAGAAUACCCAUUGCUAUCUAGACGAUCAUGAUAUUAAGCAGAAUGCUCUUAUGACUUGGCAAGCUAUGUCUCCAUCGCAGAAGAGCCAAUUCCUGAAUUUUGAGGGAACGGCUCAUGCACCCAUCACGAGGGAGCCUUUACCCAAAAAAUCAAAAGCAACGCGCAAAAAAUCAGUUCCAGUUGCUAAAGCAAGGACUAGGGCAAAGCCGAAGGCCAAGCCGAAGCCCACACCGAAGCCGAAGACUGCAGCUGGCAGCAAGUCGUUGAAGUCCACCAAGAAGCCGAAGAAGGCUAUCAAUUCCACAACAAAGGAAAAGGUAAAGGCUCGCAGCACUCGUAAGACCAAGCCCAAGGUAGCUGAGCCUGCUCCAGAAGCAGAAUAACCUGGCUAACGAUCUCGUAUGUCAACAUUUUCUGCUUGGUUUGCCGUUCCCGUUCCCUAUGCACAAGUUUCCAGGAAACGAACAACAAAAAAACAAAAAAUGUUUGGAUAAUUAGUUUAGUUUAGCGUAGCUAGUUUGGUUAAUUAGUUUGGAUAGUUUAGUUAGGUAGCCAAUUGGAUCUAUAGUCUCCCCGUAAAUCGGUAAUCUAAAUUCUGGUGUUUUCUUUUUUUUUCGUAUCGUGUGUGGGGCUCAAUCAUACAUAUAUUUUUUUCGUCGUAAAUGCAACGUAAUUUGACAUACACUGACUUAACCUGAACUAACCUGACAUAAGCUGACGUUAUCCUGACAUAACUAUGACAUAUGUAAUAUUAUUACAUAAAAUAAUAAUAAUAAUAAUAAUAAUGAUGCAUCCAAA